AUAGGGAGUGAGAAAUCCCCUAUGGACAGUGGGAAUGUUUCAGUCAAAAUAAUGGACGAGAGCCCCGACCCUGACAUUGACUCGCUCCUUUCACGGGACAAGAGACGCUCCGACCAGCUCGCACGCAACGCUGCUGGCAGGGGCAGGCCUGCAGCUGCAAACGCGGCUCGGGAGAGGAACCGGGUUCAAACACUGCGACACGCUUUUCUGGAACUACAGCGAACUCUGCCCUCAGUUCCUCCAGACACCAAGCUGUCCAAACUUGACGUGUUGAUACUGGCCACCACAUAUAUUGCCCAUUUGACCAGGAUCCUGCAAGAGGAGGGGAUGGAAGAUGGAGAGGGGACUAGGCAUGCUGAUGUAUUACACUCUCUCAAAGGAGACGGCUACUUGCACCCUGUAAAAAAAUGGCCAAUGCGAUCCAGGUUGUACAUUGGAGCUACAGGACCGUUUCUGAAUCCAGGUCAGGCUGAAAAUCCAGUCCAGGGUGAAUCAUCAUCAACUUCACAGACUUAACUAACAAUCAGUGUCUUUUUUUAUUUUUUAUUUAAUGGUCAAUCCUCAAACACAAGAAUCUACAGCCUUGUAGGAAUAAAGAUUUUCUGGAACAUUCGCGCUCAGCCAUGCAUACUGAUGUCAGAAAUCUGAAGUUCAGUAAGAGGUAUGCAAGGUUAUGCUAAAUUCCUUUGUAUUGCGACAUACUUGUGACAAACCAGUGUACAGGACUGAAAUGUGGAUUCAAUGCAAUCACAUGCAUUGCUGUUGUUUUAAACCUCUGCCAGUAUUUGAUGGUGCAAUGUCAUAUACCGCUAAAA
Polyodon spathula (Mississippi paddlefish) is the source of this 815-nucleotide messenger RNA. Its product is annotated as transcription factor 24-like. Gene Ontology annotation, biological process: regulation of transcription by RNA polymerase II; developmental process. The transcript is spliced from 2 exons. The coding region runs from base 22 to 516 and encodes 164 amino acids. The record is from RefSeq and is a predicted model, not a curated record. NCBI's taxonomy places the organism in Eukaryota, Metazoa, Chordata, Actinopteri, Acipenseriformes, Polyodontidae. Gene Ontology annotation, molecular function: protein dimerization activity; DNA-binding transcription factor activity, RNA polymerase II-specific; RNA polymerase II transcription regulatory region sequence-specific DNA binding.